Durio zibethinus is the source of this 1778-nucleotide messenger RNA. RefSeq names its product serine carboxypeptidase-like 17. NCBI's taxonomy places the organism in Eukaryota, Viridiplantae, Streptophyta, Magnoliopsida, Malvales, Malvaceae. The record is from RefSeq and is a predicted model, not a curated record. Gene Ontology annotation, biological process: secondary metabolic process; proteolysis. Gene Ontology annotation, molecular function: acyltransferase activity, transferring groups other than amino-acyl groups; serine-type carboxypeptidase activity.
UUAGCUCAUCAGAACUCAUAAUGCAGCAGAAAUUGUACAUAAGCAUGGCAGUCUUUGUCAUUGACUGGCAGCUCUGUUCCUUGAGGAGAAGAGGUAGAGCCCCAGCUAACUCAAAUUAAAAAAAUUGGUGCGGCCAAAAGGCAGAGCACGAGAUAUUCUGUAAGCACUUGAUCAGAAUGUUUCUUCGACUACUUUUACUUGUAAUCAUCUUCAAGGUUUCCAUGUCACAGUCAAUAAUCCAGACUUUACCAGGCUUUUCUGGUAAUCUUCCCUUCAAACUUGAAACCGGGUACAUUGGAGUAGGUAAGUUGGAUGCAGUGCAACUAUUCUAUUACUUCAUUGAGUCUGAGAGGAACCCAAGAGAUGACCCCCUUCUGCUUUGGCUCACCGGUGGCCCUGGUUGCUCUGCAUUCUCUGGUCUUGUUUAUGAGAUUGGUCCAUUAACUUUCAACUAUAAUAAUUCCAGAGGAACCAAGCCAACAUUUAAGCUGAAUCCGUAUUCAUGGACGAAGGUUGCCAACAUUAUAUUUCUGGAUCAACCAGUUGGUACUGGAUUCUCAUAUGCAACAAAAGCAGAAGGAUAUAAUACUAGUGAUACAUCGUCAGCAGCACAAACCUAUGAAUUUCUAAGGAAGUGGCUUAUGGUCCAUCCAGAGUUCCUCUCAAAUCCACUUUAUAUUUCUGGUGACUCUUACUCCGGUAUAACUGUUCCAAUCAUCGUUCAGGAAGUGUUAAAUGGUCUUCAUAUUGGACAUCAGCCGCCAAUGAAUCUCCAAGGAUACAUCCUAGGCAACCCUUUCACAGAUAGAGACUAUGACUUUAACUCUAGGAUUUUGUUUGCUUAUCGAAAGGCACUCGUAUCAAAGAGUCUAUAUGAGUCAACAAAAAGAAACUGCAAGGGGGAAUAUACAACUCCAGAUCCAAACGACACAGCCUGCAUGUCUGAUCUUCAAGCUGUUACUCAGUGCCUUGGAAACUUAGAUGAGGCACAAAUACUGGAACCGAAUUGUGAAAGAUUGUCUCCAAAACCCAAAAGAGCAAAGUGGGAUCACGGAUCACUUGGGGACAGCUCUUUAGCUGUUCUUCUGUCCACUCCUCAGUCUGCUGAACUGUGGUGCCGGAACUAUCAUUAUCUCUACUCCUACGUUUGGGCUAAUGAUAAAACUGUCAGAAGCGCUCUUCAUAUUCGAGAGGGAACAAUUGGGGAGUGGUUGAGAUGCAAUGGCAGCUUAUCCUAUGACUAUGAUGUCUCAACUAGUAUUGAUUAUGAGCGAAACCUGACCAGGGAACAGCUUCGAGCUCUCAUUUACAGUGGCGAUCAUGACAUGGUCAUUCCUUAUUUGGGCACAAUAGCAUGGAUAGAAUCAUUCAAUUUGACAGUCCAGGUUGACUGGUAUCCAUGGUUGGUUGAUGGUCAAGUUGCAGGAUACAAUAUGAAUUACGCGGAGGAGAAGUACUCUUUGACAUACGCAACUAUUAAGGGUGGGGGUCACACUGCUCCAGAAUACAAACCUAACGAAGCCCUUGCCAUGAUUGAAAGGUGGCUCGCUCAUUUCCCAUUAUAAAAGCAUAAGAAGCCCCGAGAAUCAAGAUAAUUAAUUAGCAGUAGUUAAUCUAUUUCAUAGUUGAACCUUCAUGGUUUCAACCAAUAAUAUGACGCUUUCGUUUCAUUUGAGAUCGAACCAGCUUGGUUUCAUUGGUCCAUCAAAUUAUUUAUGUUCCCUAUAUAUGCUUCAUUAUCUGAAUUGACCCCAUAUAUGUAUAUAGGAGCUUGGGUA